Lepus europaeus (European hare) is the source of this 2059-nucleotide messenger RNA. It is a transcript of the gene GREM1, whose product is annotated as gremlin 1, DAN family BMP antagonist. Lineage: Eukaryota; Metazoa; Chordata; Mammalia; Lagomorpha; Leporidae. Bases 124 to 678 code for a protein of 184 amino acids. Gene Ontology annotation, biological process: animal organ morphogenesis. The transcript is spliced from 2 exons. The record is from RefSeq and is a predicted model, not a curated record. Gene Ontology annotation, molecular function: BMP binding; receptor ligand activity.
CACAGCCGUAGCCUCCCUCUCGGUUCUGCUGACCCCACGUCCAGCCCGGGCGGCUCCGGCCGCGGCCGCACGCAGCGCCACGCGUCGAGAGCGCAGGCCCCGAAGCCACGCCGCCCUGACAGUAUGAGCCGCACAGCCUACACUGUAGGAGCCUUGCUUCUCCUUUUGGGGACACUGCUACCGGCCGCAGAAGGGAAAAAGAAAGGGUCGCAAGGCGCCAUACCCCCACCAGACAAGGCCCAGCACAAUGACUCGGAGCAGACUCAGUCACCCCAGCAGCCUGGCUCCAGGAACAGGGGACGAGGCCAAGGGCGGGGCACUGCCAUGCCUGGGGAGGAGGUGCUGGAGUCCAGCCAAGAGGCCCUGCAUGUGACCGAGCGCAAAUACCUGAAGCGAGACUGGUGCAAGACCCAGCCCCUUAAGCAGACCAUCCACGAAGAGGGUUGCAACAGCCGUACCAUCAUCAACCGCUUCUGCUACGGCCAGUGCAACUCCUUCUACAUCCCCAGGCACAUCCGGAAGGAGGAAGGCUCCUUUCAGUCCUGCUCCUUCUGCAAGCCCAAGAAGUUCACCACCAUGAUGGUCACCCUCAACUGCCCUGAACUACAGCCACCCACCAAGAAGAAGAGGGUCACACGUGUGAAGCAGUGUCGUUGCAUAUCCAUCGAUUUGGAUUAAGCCAAAUCCCAUCACAGUCAGCCUGCUCGAGGGAGACAGCCCCAGGCAGGCUCAGAGCCAGACCCCAAACAACCCAAUUCUACUUGGCUUCAACUGAGAGGCCAGAAGAACUAGCAGCUGCCUCCUGGCAGGAGCCUGCUUGUGCGUAGUUUGUGUGCAUGAGUGUGCGUGGGGGCCUGUGAGUGUUUUCAGACACCAGAGGAAACACGAUCUCUGUUAGAGGAUAUUUCCUAUUAUGUAAACUUAUCUGCUUAAAAUGGGGAUGGUCCAAAAAGCCCACAGCAGCCCAACUCACAUCCGAAAGGGGCACGGCUGUGGUCUGGUUCUGCUUUGGCCACCCUGUGCCCUCCUGGGGACCACAAUCUCCCUUUCGAACGAAUCUGAAUGGAUGAGGCUACUCUGUGGGAAAGAGACUUGUGUUCGUGCUGCAUUAGACUUGGAAAAGCUCCUGUAACCUGUGCUUGCUCGCUCCCUUCCACAGCCCACUCAUCCUUUUUUAGGUUCACAGUGAUUAGUGCAGUCUAACCCCGUGUCUGCCCAGGUUUCUGAACUAAUUCACUUCACCAUGGAUGUUUUUCAUUUUUGCAAAGACCCUCCAGACUCUGGGGAAGUUUGGCGUGGGCAAGGACAAGUGGGAUAGAGGAGUGAGACGGACGGUGAGGACUUGUUGGACUCAGCACAGUUCAGUAGAGAAAUGUGCAGAGACCUUAAAAGGCAACUCCAAACCAAUGAGACCCCUGCUUCAGUGAAAGCUUUUACCGGUAGUUAAUGGACCCAAGUGAACAGAGGAGAAAUGUGAUUGCCAAAAAAUCGUUAACUCUGACUGUCCCUGUGAUCUGCUGAAACUAGCUACAACCCAACACCAAACUGCAAAAAUAAAUAUUUAUUCCUAUUUUUGGAACCAAGUAAGCAAACUAGACCAGCUAGAAGUAUAUUUGAGUCUUCCUGGCUUUGCCAUUGUGAGGAGAUUAGCCAUAGAGAAGAGAAGGUUAAAAGAAAUGAAGGGGGUUGUCUCUGGCUAAGGAGUAGUUAGCUCUUAAAACCUGAAGGAGUUGUAAGGGAUAUGACCUGGACUUCUUCAUUUUCCCUUGAAGGUUCUAGGGGGAAAUUCUGUUAAGAAAGCAGGUCGUGGGGUGCCUUAGCUGUCCAUCUACUGGUGUGUCCAUGUGACAUUGUACCCUUUCUGUCCUUCCUGAGACACAACUUGGUUUGCUUCCAAUGCCUACUUAGAAUUUACCUAAGAGCCAAAGUACAGGGUAGACGAAACUCACUGCACUUUGGAUUUAGAUGACCUGUUCUCUUUAAACCUAAGGUUUUAUAUGUAGACACCACCAGUCUCCCCUCCCCUCAGAUGCUUUUUUUUUUUUUUUUUUUUUUUUUU